Messenger RNA from Saccoglossus kowalevskii, 1854 nucleotides. RefSeq lists its product as uncharacterized. Gene Ontology annotation, molecular function: peptide receptor activity; adenylate cyclase activity; guanylate cyclase activity. Gene Ontology annotation, cellular component: plasma membrane. The record is from RefSeq and is a predicted model, not a curated record. Gene Ontology annotation, biological process: cGMP biosynthetic process; intracellular signal transduction; receptor guanylyl cyclase signaling pathway. Lineage: Eukaryota; Metazoa; Hemichordata; Enteropneusta; Harrimaniidae.
AUGUCGAGUGCUUUGCGACGAUUAAAUAGAUCUAUAGCCUCGAAGCAGCCCGAACAAAGUAGUGUGUCCAUGCCUAGUUACGACACUGCCAGCAGUGCGGUGACUACUGUUUCCACCAUGCUAGCCGGCAAGUGCUGUUUCCGUAACAGCUCGCCAUCCCAGCUAGAACAUAGGUGUCAGCUUUUCAAAGUGAUUUUAUGCUACAUGAUUCCGAUUUUCAUAUUCAUCGUGUACAGCUGCUUUCAGUUAUCGGAGCGUCUCACUUUGCAGCAAGAACUCACAUUUGUUAAAGAACACAUGGGAAAAAGCACGAAAACUAGGCAGCUCGUGGCCAAUGUUCAGAUAGAAAGGGGUCUGACAGUCAUGUACCUGUAUAGUCGUGAAGAUAAUGUAUACGAACUUUUGCAAGACAUUUAUAACCGAACUGACGCCAUUGUGUUGUCCGACAACGGUGCGAACGAGGUAAGUCGGCAUCAUAUAUGGGCGAACCUUACAGAGUUCAGGCAAGAUGUAUUGGUUACAAAUGUAACCACGUAUGACGUUCUAAAUUUUUAUACUUAUAGUAUUAAUGAGAAUUUUGGGACGAUAUUUGGGAGAAUCUUCGAAAAUAUGGUUUUCAUAUCAAACUUUUGGACGCGAGUUGCAUUCUACUGGUACGGUCUGUUGUCAACUGAUUCAUAUGGUAUACAGCGAGCGCUGGGAAGCGCAUAUUUCUUACAAGGACACAUUUUGUCUACCGAGGAAUUUAUGUAUUUUCAUGAUAAUUACUUCCGCGGGCAAGAACAAUUUGAAACUGCUCAGAGUCUCCACGCCACCCUAGGCAUGGAAGCAACAAUGUCGGCGUCUUGGAAUAUAAGCAGUAUUGUACGUCAAAAGAUUGCAAACCGGGAACCUAUAAGUGGAACAUUAAAUGAAAAUAUGUGGUUCGAAAAUAUGUCCAUUGUCAUUUCACAUAUUUUUAGCACCGUUGAAGAAGAAUCAAAUAAUGUUAUAAACAUUCUAGAUGCAAACAUUGAGACGGCAGAAUUAUCAAUUAUUGUAAUCAGUUCACUUAUCUGCAUCAUGCUAAUUCUGACAGUGGUACUGGUAGCCGUGGUCAAUUCGUCAAUGAAAGAAAUACAGGGACUACUAUCCUUGUUACGACGACAGUCUAGAGUACUGAACAAAGAGAAGAAACGAACAGACAUGUUAUUAAACUCUAUGCUACCGAGAGCAGUUAGCGAAGAACUCAAACGCACCGGGAGAGUUGCUGCCGAAACAUUUGAUGAUUGUUCCAUUUAUUUCUCUGACAUCGUGGGAUUCACUACUAUUUGUUCAACCCUGAAUCCGAUGGAAGUUGUCGCAAUGUUGAAUGCCCUGUAUUCUUUGUUUGAUGCGCGUAUUGCAAUAUAUGACUGUUACAAAGUGGAAACAAUCGGCGAUGCAUACAUGGUGACUUCGGGAGUUCCUGUACCUAAUGGUAAUAAACACGUCUCAGAAAUUGCUUCAUUGGCACUAGAUCUGCAGACACAGGUGUCCAUGCUAUCAGUUCCACAUAAACCACAGGAGAAAAUGAAAAUGCGAAUCGGAAUUCAUUCAGGUUCUUGUGUGGCUGGCGUAGUAGGGACAACCAUGCCUAGGUAUUGCAUGCUGGGAAUUACCGUCAGCAUAGCGUCUAAAAUGGAAUCACACGGGCAAGCCGGGAAGAUUCACGUUAGUCAAGAGGCCUACAGAAGGCUGAACGACUUUGGUGGUUUUGAACUUGAGGAAAGGGGAAUAAUAGACGUGAAGGAUGCAGGACUUAUGAAAACGUACUGGCUGUUACGUAAAAAGGGAAUAUCAUCCAAGCACCUAAACACACUCAGCGUUGCGUGA